AUGGACUGCAGCGUGAAGCACUUCGCCAAGAAGGCGACACCAUUGUCUGGGUCACAAAACUGUACUGGUUGGCCAUUACGGAGCGAGCAUCUGCCGACCACAGGCUGGCGGCAGUACACCGGCGCAUUCAGGCUGCGGCAUGAAUGGGAUUUCGCCAUUGAAAUGGGGGCGCAGGAGGCGCCUUGUACAGCUGCGAGGUAUGCAGGCCAUGCGGUGCUCGUUCGGCAGUUCUUUUGUUACUCCCUCAGGGCGAUCGCUGCGGCUCAGGGUGCCCAAGGCAGCGAUAGCGCGACCAGCAAGAAGGGCGACCGGCGACUCACGGCGAGUCACAGCAGGCCUAGUGGCUGGCGACAGAGAUGAACAAAAGGAAGAGCGGCUACGCCGUUUCCGCACGAACUACUCUUUCGCCAACUGGGCAGCCCACCGCAGCACACGGCGCUACCUGCGCCACUUCCUGGGCAUCUUCUCCUCCCGCAUCGUGUCGGGCCUGAGGUGGCCGCUGGGUCUAGUGGCACUGGAGGCCACCUUAGUGUGCACGUAUGAGGCGUUUUUGACCCAAGGCCUGCUGCCCGCGGGCUUUCGCUCGAUUCAGGUCAAGGCCCCGAUGCUGUUUAGCCUGAGCUCUUUCGCUCUGUCUCUCCUGCUGGUGUUUCGUACGAAUCAAGCCUAUGCGAGGUUUGACGAGGCGCGCCGCCUGUGGAGCAUCCUGGGCAACCGAUGCAAGGACGCGCAGCGGCAGGCGGUGUCAUACCUCGGACCGCAGCAGCGCGGCCUGCUGGCGGUGCUCGGGCGCUGGCUGCAGGCGUUCCCCUGGGUGCUGAAGAACCACGUGAGGGAGGCCAAGCGGUGGGAGGCGCUGGAGGGCAUCCUGGAGCCAGAGGAGCUGCAGCUGGUGAUGCGGGCGCACAACCCGCCGCUGGCGGCGCUGCAGGUGCUCACCGAGCUCUUUGACCGCGCCCCCAUCUCAGCCAAGCAGCGCCUGCGC
Molecule: messenger RNA, 985 nt
Organism: Chlorella variabilis
Lineage: Eukaryota; Viridiplantae; Chlorophyta; Trebouxiophyceae; Chlorellales; Chlorellaceae
Exons: 9
Molecular function (GO): chloride channel activity
Source: RefSeq, a predicted model, not a curated record